CACUACAGAAUCUUGGACAUGCCCACCCAGGAACUUGGCUCGCCUGCCUAUCGAAAGUUCGACAUAGAAACAUGGCUGCCUGUGAAAGAAUUUUGGGGGGAGAUUUCAAGCGCCUCAAAUUGCACAGACUACCAGAGCAGAAGACUGAACAUAAAAUACAUCGACGAUAGUAGUAGUAGUAGUAGCAGCAGCAGUAGCAGUAGUAGCGCUUGCGCUGUGCCGAGAAUGAUGAUAGCCUUGGUGGAAAAUUUCCAACAAAAGGAUGGCUCGGUGAUUUUGCCAGAUGUCCUUGGGAAAUAUAUGAAACAUGGGAAGGUCAUGAAUGAAAGAAGGGGGAAGUCGUCAAGAAAAUGAAUAAAUGAAUAAAUUAACGUCGUAAUGAUGAUAACGGAUAAAUAAUAAAUCUUUUUCUUUUUUCUCUCUCUCCUCCUCUCUCUCUCCUCUCUCUCUCUUUCACUUUUUUUCCUGUCACACAAUUUUCAAACAAAACAAAAGAUAACAUUGGAAGAAUAUUUUUUAAAAAUAAUUUCGCAAAUAAAAUUGAAAACUAUCUUGUUUGUAAUCACAUUAUAACAUCGUUAUAUCAUUAUCAUGAUAUAUUGAUAUAGAAAUAUAUAUAAUCAUUGUAAUCAUUGUUAUUAUCCAUCCACUUGUAUAGAGAGAGAGAGAGAGAGAGAGAGAAAGAGAUUAUUAAUUUAUAAAAAAGCAUACACAUACAUGCAUUUAUACAUACACACACACACACAUACAUACAUACAUACAUACACACACAAACAUACACACAUCACAUACAAACACACACAGGCAAUCCUAUUUUGGCAUAUUACAAUCGAAUUAAUUAUUAAAUAAUCAAGCUAAUAAAGAGAAUACGUGUGUGUGUUUGUGUGUGUGUAUAUAUGUGUGUGUGCGCGCGCGCGUGUGUGUAGGUGUGUGUAUAAUUUUUCCAAAUAAAUAAAUAAAUCUAAAGACAUAUACAAUUAACA
This is a messenger RNA of Helobdella robusta, 983 nucleotides long. RefSeq lists its product as hypothetical. The transcript is spliced from 4 exons. Gene Ontology annotation, cellular component: mitochondrion. Gene Ontology annotation, molecular function: ATP binding; tRNA binding; serine-tRNA ligase activity. Lineage: Eukaryota; Metazoa; Annelida; Clitellata; Rhynchobdellida; Glossiphoniidae. Gene Ontology annotation, biological process: mitochondrial seryl-tRNA aminoacylation. The record is from RefSeq and is a predicted model, not a curated record. Bases 19 to 354 code for a protein of 111 amino acids.